GUGUGUUCCUUACAAACAGAGCAACCAAAACAACCGAACAAGUUUCGCUACUUUGUUCUGGUUUGAACCUGGCCUGACUACACUUCUCAGUCUGACUACCCCCGCGCUUGACUACCGACGAGCAUACAAAGGAAAACAAGAAGGAAAACAAAAAACAAAGCGGUGGACGACAAAACCCUCCCUUUGGAACAAAAAAAAAAAGCCCCCACCCUCCAGUGCACACAACUCAAGCAGCCUGCAACAAGACCCAUACAAACAAAAUGUCGCGAAGGCUCACACUGAUUGUCACCGACAGCGACGGCUUGGACAGCGAAGACCACGCCUCAGAAGGUAGCAAUAGCCCGGCGCCAGUCAGCCCACAGCAACUCAUUCCCGGUGGUGGCGGAGCUGCGGGCAUGCUCGGCGUGGACGGCGAGAAUGGCUCGGAAGGCUCGUCACGCAUGAAGCGACGGUCGUCGUUGCGCGCCGUCUCGCUUGACGAGAGCUCGUCUUCCUCGGGCAAGCCCAAGAUGGUUCGCAGAGGGCUCAAUCGCUCCAUCGUCUCGGCGAGUGGCAGUGGGCUGUCCGGAGGCGACAGCUCGGCCGGCCCUUCUGGCGACGAGGACGAGGACACGGAUGGCGAGACGAGCACCACCGCGUCGCUCCUGCAAGACACAGUGCGACUUGUUCUCGACAAGGCGCCCAAAGACCGCACUCCCGACGAAGUCAAGUCGCUUGUCAAAGACCUCGAAAUUCUCAGCGCGUUUGCGGCACUCAAGACGACCGCGCGGCGGGAACUGUGCGCAGCCAUGACGCUGCGGCUGUUUGCCGAGUCCAACCAGAUUAUUGACUUGGUGGACGAGUACUGCAACCCGCAGUGGUUUGCCGUCAUCCGCGGCUCGGUCGACGUUGUUGUGGAUGGCGACAUUCUCUGCACUAUCAAAGAGGGCGAGUGCUUUGGCCACCAACCAUUCGUGGUCGAGGGCGUGCGCCGAACGGAUGCCACCAUCAUGACGCGCGAAGAUUCCUGUGAACUCGUCACUGUUUCGUUGGAAGAGUAUGAGCGCAUCUUGAAGCUGGUUGAAAGCAACACGACGCGCGUCGAAGAAGGCGGCAAGGUCGUGCUCGUUCUCGAAAAGCGGACCGCCGCCGACUCGUCCGGCGAAACCGUCAACGAGCUGAUUGUGACGGCCACAGUGGACAAGCUCAUCGAGCGACUCGUGUUGGACGAGCAGCAUGUUUCGGACAAGUUUUACGUUUCAGACUUUUUCCUGACCUACCGCACCUUUAUCUCGAGCGAGGAAGUGAUCAAUCGCUUGCUCGCCCGUCUCGCACAGCCAGCUUGCACGAAGCAGGUGAACGGAGCCUCCCGCUCGGAGGCUCAGGUCAUUGCGUUCGUGGUGCUCUUCUGGCUGCACAACCAUGCUGCGAUCGACUUUGCCGGGAAACUGCCCAUGCUUGAUGCGCUUGCCAAGUUCGAGGGCUAUCUCAACAAGUAUGAGAUGAACCGCGAGGUGCGGCAGUUGGCCUCCGCCAAGGAAAGCACCGGCCUUGUCCCAAAGUCUGCCGAGACUCAAACUUUGACAAAGUCCCUCUCGAUCGACAAUGCCGACCCCAAAGCCAUGGCAAAUCUCUUCAAGCGCAAGUCGUCGUUUGCUGGUCGCUUCCUUGGCCGCGGCAAGGACACUGAGAAGGGCAUUGCGACCGCGCUGGGCGGCGCUCUGGCCAUGGUCAACGGCGGCACCCCGUCCCCGUCCUCGCCGCUGGUUGAGGCAGCUGCUGCCGAAGGCGACAUGGACGUCAUCAAGAUUUAUCGACACGACCUGACGCACAAGUUUCUUCUUGUGCGCAAGAACACGACCGCACAAGAGGUUGUCGUCCAGGCUGUGGAGCAGUUCGGCAUCAAGGCCAAGCACGAGAACGAGUACUCUCUCAUGCAAGUGUUUGUUUCUGAAAAGCAGUCCAUGGUACGACCAACACAAGACAACCUGGCUGCCAGCCUCAGCAUCAACGCCCGCUUUUAUCUGCGCUACAAUUUGAAUCCCGAGCGCUUCCCCGCUCCAGAGUCAAUUGCGAUUGAGGGCGAGAGUCAAUUACUCAACAUGGAGCCCUUGGAUGUGGCCCGCGAGCUGACCAUCCUCGACUCGCAGCUCUUCCGUGACAUUCAAGUGCAAGAGUACGUCGAACACUUGUUCAAGCUCGGUAUCGCCCAGACCGACGCGCUCAACAAGUUUGUCGACCGCUUCAACAUGAUCAACUUUUGGGUCGUCAACGAAAUUGUCAUGACGCGCGAUGUCAAGCGUCGCGUCGAUGUCAUCAAGGCGUUUGUGGCGAUCGGCAAGCACCUGCGCACCUUCAAGAACUACAACUCGCUGUUUGCCAUCGUCUCGGGCUUGUCCAACACGGCCAGCACGCGCCUGAAGGAGACUUGGGAGAAGGUCCCCAAGCGCGUGUCCGAGUCGCUCAAGGAGCUGGAGGCGCUCAUGAAUCCCUCGCGCAACAUGGGCAUCUAUCGCGCGCUGCUGGCCGACUCGAGCGCACCAAUGACGCCCUUCUUCCCGCUCCUGAUCAAGGAUCUUGUCUUUAUCCACGAAGGCAAUCCAUCCAAGGUCGACGGCAUGAUCAACUUUGAAAAGCUGCGCAUGAUUGCGCGCACCCUGCGCACGAUUUCGGACAUGUGCCUUAUCGCCUACGAGUCGGACGAUUUCGGCGACGCAAAUUCCAAGGACGGCCGAGGCACAGUGCGAGGCGGUGGCACGUCCUCCUCGUCUGUCUUCCGAAAAAUGUACGAGCAGGGCCGCAUGAAGUACUAUAUUAUCGAGUAUUUCCGCGAUCUCAAAGUGGAGCGAGACCAGGUCAAGCUGAACGAAGGCGCUGCGCUUUUGGAGAAGGGAGCUGGCACUGUUCGUCGCUCCUCGCCGAAUGUCCAACUCCAAUGAUUGUAGUAGUGGUUUCCACCAGUCUUGCAAAUCCUGUGUCUAGUUGUUGUAUUUGUUUGCCUGUUUCUUCUUGCUCUUCUUCUUGUUCUUGUUCUUGUUCUGCUUAUCUCUGUGUCAUGCUCAUCCCUGUUUGCCACCAGCCUUACCGGAAUUUGGUUUGUUGUUUCAUUCGUGCGCCCCUUUUCGUUGGUUUUUUUUUUAUUGCUUUGGUUUUGUAUUGUGUUGCGUGUCUGCUGCAUGUCAGAGCCGGGUGUUCUUGCAUGUUCUAUUUCUUCUCCCCUUGCCACACUUUUCCCCAUCUUGUCUGAAAAUACAAACAAUGGUUCAAAAUCGGA
This is a messenger RNA of Capsaspora owczarzaki ATCC 30864, 3253 nucleotides long. Its product is annotated as rap guanine nucleotide exchange factor 4. Gene Ontology annotation, molecular function: guanyl-nucleotide exchange factor activity. NCBI's taxonomy places the organism in Eukaryota, Filasterea, Ministeriida, Capsasporidae. Gene Ontology annotation, cellular component: plasma membrane. Gene Ontology annotation, biological process: positive regulation of GTPase activity; Ras protein signal transduction. The coding region runs from base 261 to 2918 and encodes 885 amino acids. The record is from RefSeq and is a predicted model, not a curated record. The transcript has a single exon.